Messenger RNA from Aspergillus versicolor CBS 583.65, 5539 nucleotides. RefSeq lists its product as uncharacterized. Bases 1 to 5124 code for a protein of 1707 amino acids. Gene Ontology annotation, cellular component: endoplasmic reticulum membrane. NCBI's taxonomy places the organism in Eukaryota, Fungi, Ascomycota, Eurotiomycetes, Eurotiales, Aspergillaceae. The transcript has 5 exons. The record is from RefSeq and is a predicted model, not a curated record. Gene Ontology annotation, molecular function: dolichol kinase activity. Gene Ontology annotation, biological process: dolichyl monophosphate biosynthetic process.
AUGUCACCACCAACACAAACGCCAAAACCAUCAUCCUCCCAACAAUCCCAGAGCCUCAGCGUCAUCGCCCUAAUCUCAGGCGGGAAGGACUCCCUCUACUCAAUCCUGCACUGCAUCCGCAACGGCCAUAAAGUCGUCGCUUUGGCGAAUCUCCACCCGCCACCACUUGCCAGCAGCAGCAGCAAUGAUCCCACACAAACAGAAACACAAACAGAGCAAGACGACAUCGACAGCUUCAUGUACCAAACGAUCGGAUGGAACGUGAUCCCUCUUUACGAAGCAGCACUUGGCAUCCCGCUCUAUCGCGCGCCGAUUGUCGGCGGCGCCGUUGACUCGGGGAGGGUCUAUGGUGAUUCAACUUCAACUUCCACUCCAACUUCUAAUCCUGGUAGUGGUACUACUGGAACGAAGGAAGAGGAGGACGAAACAGAAUCACUCAUCCCGCUCCUGAACAAAGUGAAAGCCGCGCACCCGGAGGCGAAUGCAGUCUGCGCGGGCGCGAUCUUGUCCACGUACCAACGCACCAGGAUCGAGGAUGUUGCGGGGCGACUGGGGCUGACGCCGCUGGCUUGGUUGUGGAUGUAUCCGUUUCUACCGGCGCCUGUGGAGCGGGAGGUAUCUGGGGAAGGGGAUGAGGCGGGGCUGCUGGCUGAUAUGGCGGCGGUGGGUUGUUCGGCGCGGAUAGUCAAAGUUGCGUCAGGGGCGUUGGAUGAGGGGUUUCUGUGGGGGGAUGUUGCGGAUGGGAGUGGGGCGUUGAGGAGGAGGAUUGUGAAGGGGGUAAGGAAGUUUGCUGUGGAUUUGGAUGAGGAUAUUCGGGGUGCGGUUUUGGGGGAGGGCGGGGAGUAUGAGACACUUGCGGUUGAUGGGCCGGAGUUUCUGUGGAAGGGGAGGAUUGAGGUUGGUGAGGAGGGAAGGGAGGUCAGGGCUGGUGAAGGGGGUGUUGGGUAUUUGAGGUUGGAGAGGGCAAGGGUUGUGGAUAAGGAUGGUGGUGAUGGUGAUGGGGUUGGGCCCGGGGAUGUAAGGAGGCCUACGAUUCUGGAUGAGGAGUUUGUUGGUGCAUUGGCUGGGCUCUGGGAAGGGAAUGGGAAUGAGAGUGAUGAUGGCGUGGUUUCGAGGGCCACGGAGAAAGGCUCAUGGAUCUUUACAGAGCCGGUUCAGUCUUUUAGUGGGGGUAUCUGGACGGUGUCCAAUAUCACAGCGCCUGAGGCUGGUCCUGGCGCUGCCGAGCAGAUGGAAGCGAUUGUGAAAAAGAUCCGAGCCGUUCUGGAUACCCAAGCCCAAGAUGAAGCCAGCCCUCGAACAACGGCUGAUAUCGUUUUCACUACGGUUUUGCUUCGCUCAAUGGCUGAUUUCCCCUCGAUGAACGGUAUCUACGUCUCUCUAUUCACGAAACCAAACCCUCCAGCAAGAGCCACAGUGGCUUGUGGUGACAGUCUGCCCGAGGGGGUAAACGUGAUGGUUUCGAUGGUCGUGGAUCUAGGCCCGAGGGCUCAACGCAGUGGUUUACAUGUCCAAUCGCGAUCUUACUGGGCCCCGGCCAAUAUCGGGCCCUAUUCGCAGGCCAUGUCUGUGCCUCUACAGGGUACGGAAAGGGUGAUAUACAUUGCGGGACAGAUCCCUCUGGAGCCAGCCUCUAUGGAGUUGGUUGAAAGCUCUUCAGCGGAACCAUAUUGGGCUGAGACGUAUAGUCUACGAGCUAUCCUGUCACUGCAACACAUGUGGCGGAUAGGCACAACUAUGGAGGUUGGUUGGUGGUUGGGAGCUGUUGCUUUCUUCACUGGGACAGACCACAUCAAGGUCAGGGCUCAGCUUGCAUGGAAACUUUGGCAGAAAUUGCAUGACCCAAAGGACCGAGAAUCGGACGAAGAGGAGUCAGCGCUAGACGUCUGGGACAUUAAGUAUGGGCGCAGAGGGCACGAGCAGUCCAGACCCAUUGCGCGUCCCCAGAUUCCCAACUUUGACAUCGUGGAGGCGGAGGACUCCAAGAACCGAGUACCCGCCUUUUUUGCAGUCCAGGUCCACGAACUCCCGAGAAACAGCGAUAUUGAAUGGCAGGGACUCGGCUACCGCUGUGAGGGGGUGAGACUAACCAGGACUGAAACAGAGUUUGGGCGCACGGUUGAAGCCACAACAACCGAAAACCAAAGAUAUUCGUGCAUUGAGAUUGAUAGCGAAGCGGACCUCCAAACGCAGAUACAGCGCGUAUCGGAGGUAUACGCAGCGCAAGCCCAGUCGGGAGCGUUCCACUGCGUUAUCUACAGCAGCCAACCUCUACCCCAAGACUGCUCCCAUGGACAAGUAAUCCCGUGCAAGUCGGUCUGGGGCGCAGAUGGGCGCCGACUGGCAGCGGGCGCCGCAAUCCGCCUGAUAACAACUUCCACUUCGCAAAAGCCAUCUCUCUUCCAGUUCCAUCUCCUCCUCAGCUCCUCUACACUUGUCUCCCCACUGAUCUCCCAUUGGCCUUUGCUCCCUCACACGACCCAGACUUGCACACCCGAUCAUGACGUUCUGCGCGUUAUAAACACAGCUCGGUUCUUCGAUAUCCAUGGGGUCAUGGCCCCCUCGACAAGCCAGGAGGACGACGGGCCGUCUCCGAACAUGGUCCCACCUGACGCUGAUGUUGCUGCACCUGACGAUCUCCGAUCACAGUCGCGAUCGCCUCACCCAUAUCGCCGCAACGGCUCCGUCCACCACCGCACGCGAACGUCCAGUGACAGCGGUACUGAGGCCGACGAUGAAAGCACAGGCUUAUUAAAAGGACUGCCAGCGCCGCCGCUUCGAUCACGAAGGGGUGCACGGCCGGCUUGGAACGGCGUUGGUGAUCAUGACUUGUGGCUGCCUGGAUUACAACGCUGGCCGUCCAUGGCCAGGUCAACUUCGCGGAGCUCGCGACGGAGCUCUAUUGGUGACAAUGAGGCUGAAUUAACAGAGAUGAGGAAUAAAAUGAAGAAUAAAAAACGCGUUGGGGUUAUUCGGAGGGCUUUCGAGGCCGCCUUGCUACUCUCCGUGGGCGGCGUGGUUUUGGGCCAGCAGAGCGCAAGAUCGCUCGCGUGGGCUUGGAAGAAAGAACUCAUGACCUAUUCCCUUACUGUCGUCGGUGUCUACGCGAUAUAUCCUCUAAACCGGCAUGGACGUCUACGACUCUCUAGGUUCUUGUCCUUCGAUAUCCCGUAUAGCUUCGACCCAGCUCCGCUUUUAUACCCCAUCCUAAUUCCAGUUUACGUUUCCUUGUCGUUAUCGGAUCAUAAACCGUCGUUGGUACUGCCAAAUAUACUUCUGGCUCUCGCCUCAAUCCCCCCUGCAGCCAUUCCUAUGCAUGACCUAGUGCAUGGGCAAAAUGUGAUGCACUGGCUCCUCACCUUACUCCCGCUCCUUGCCUCAGAGAAACUGUCCUGGGGCAGUAUUCGCCCAUCACCUCUUUCUCUCCGUGGUUUCAAUCCUGAAGUUUUGACUCUUGUUUUUCCUUUGCACCAAGCAUUGAUACCCACUCUAGAUUUCCUUUUGUCUACCAGCAUUCUUCCAGCGGAACUUCAGCUUCUGACGACUGCUCUUAUUAAUUUGUUUUUGUUCGCCACUUCCCCACAUGCGGAAAUUCUCAAAGCGCUGCUAUGGCUAGGCAGCCUGUGUAUUUUUAUCUCGUGCCGCCAAGUUCUUCACUGGGAGGUCGCCUUAGCCAGGAUACCGACUUGGAAGUUUCGACGGUCUCCCAGCGCCUCCAAUUCGCCCAAAAAUAUUUUGAAUCUGCUGGAUCACAGAAUCUGCCAGAAGCUGAGCCGAGCUGGUUCCUCUGAAGACGCUCUGUCAGAUAGCGACUCUCCCGAUAGCCAUGUGACAUCUGCCUCGCGUCGGACACCAUACGACCACCGAGAAAAGUCCUCACAAGAGAGUCCCACAGAAAAUGGUACUGUGGAAGACCCAACCCAACGACAGGCAUCCCCCAGUUUCGAAGAGGCCUUACGCUCAGCAAAGGCCAGAACUACUCCAAGAGGCCGUCGGAAGAGAUCAUUAGCGCCAGACCUGACGUCUUUUUUAUCCAUGACGGUUCCGCAGGUUCAAGUCCGCAAAUGGAUCUAUGGCUUUUACGUCUACCUAGCGGUUCUAGCUAUUAUCCUAGGACCUGUGCGGAAGUACGUAAGCGAACGGGCGUUACAGGGAGAAGAGCCUUUUGGGUGGGCACUGGGAUACUUGCUCGGGAACAUUUCCUGGUUCAGGUUUUGGGUUAUCACCUCGAGCCUGGAGGACUGGAUAUCCAUUCCUUCUCGAUUGGAUAGCAGCUUAUCGAGCGCGUUCUGCCAUCUUGGACGUGCAGAACAUCUCCGCCACGGCACCUUUGGAGAAGCCAACACCCGUCUUAUGAUGAUUGCUUAUUGCUUGACUGUCCUUGUGACAGGCAUUGCAGUUGUCAUCCGGCUGGGCACCUUCGCAGAGGUUGACACUAGGCGCAAAGUAUUCCAUGGAACAAUGGUGUUGAUGUUCUUACCAACAAUAUACAUUGACCCCGGAUUCUGCGCCCUUGCUCUGGCCCUGGUCUUGGCUAUAUUCCUGCUUCUAGAUCUCUUCCGGGCGUCGCAGCUUCCACCUAUAUCGCGACCCUUGACGAACUUUCUUGAGCCGUAUGUGGAUGGCCGAGACUACCGAGGCCCGGUCAUCGUUUCACACAUAUUUCUCCUCAUAGGGAGUGCCAUUCCCCUUUGGCUCGCUCUGGCCGACGUUCCCCGAGCCGGAGAGCACCCGUGGAAAUUCUGGGAUGUUCAGGGUCGAGAUGUGAGCAUGCUCAGUGGAGUCAUCUGUGUUGGCCUAGGAGACGCAGCAGCUUCACUCGUUGGGCGCCGUUUUGGCCGACACAAGUGGUUCUGGGGCGGGGGCAAAUCUGUCGAGGGUAGUGUAGCCUUCGCAAUCGCGGUAACUGCCGGCUCAAUGUUCGCACAAGCAUGGCUUGCGCUUGGGCAAUGGCCAGUGAGCGGGCAGGACGGACCGAAGCACUUCUCAUGGCCCUUGGCGGUGGUCAAGGCAGCUUUAGCGGCCGGUGGAGCUAGUGCAACUGAAGCAGUGCUGACCGGGUGUAAUGACAAUGUGGUCGUCCCCAUUGUGCUGUGGCUACUAGUGCGAGGACUAGGAUUUUGAAUGCUAGAUGAUGAUGAGAUCUAGAGUAUAGUAUUUAUAGACAUACGAUUUGUCUCCGGCAUACACAUGAACAGACACUUACGGGUCUGGAAAAUUUAAGCAGAAUCACGAUAUACCUAUCAUAGUGGUCUAAUUAGCCAAUUUCAAUGAAUUUAUUAAAUACCCCCCUUCAUCUUUUCAACCACUGAACAAACCUAGCCUCAGCUACACCUGAUCUAUUUCAUUAUCCCCAGCUUCGUGCGCACUCAGUCCAAUCUUCCUCGCUACGAAGUACGUCGGCACCACGGCGAGCCCCCAUAGACCAAAAUUAACCCCCAACGCAGCGAUGAGCGGUGCAGAAGUGGAGCUAAUCCCAGCUGCCACAGCACCACCAGCAGCCUCAACAGCCCGAACAGUCGAAGUCAGCCGAAUGAUC